UUCUAUAAGGAGUGCUUGGCCCAGCAAACAGCAAUGGUAUAGAAAAAAGACUCCAAAAUACCAAACCUCCCUCCCUCCCUCCCUAGACACAGAGAGGGAGACCGACAGAAGGAAAGUCAAUCAGGUGUGAAGUCACCAAGUGCUUCUGCUGACCUACACAUUCUGCGAAAAUGGACAGUUCGAGGUUUGGUUUACUUGUGUUUACAAUCGCAAUUUUGGUAUCACCGGCAUUCUCCGAUCUGGUCCUCUCCAAAGUCGAUAGACGCAUUCAUUUGACGUCACACAUUGUUCGGAUUUCUUCAACUUUAAAGGUGGAGAAUGCAGGUCCUGAGACGGUGUCCGAGGUUUUGCUGGCUUUUCCUGAUCUUCAAGCCAAAAAUAUGGCAUAUUUGAUAGCUACCCCACAUGAAGGGAAAGGGAAAAUCAAAAACUCUGUUGCUGCUCUCCCUGUUCAGGCCACCAACCCAAAAGACAUGCCUCCUGCUUUAACAUUCUAUUCAGUAUCAUUGCCUAAGGGAUUAGCUGAGGGUGAUAGCUUCACUUUCGAUGUCUUGGUUGUAUUUACCCAUGCCUUGCGACUCAUUCCUGAGCAAAUCACUCAGGCUGAUAUUCAGCUUGUAGUAUACCAGGAAAGCGCAUACUAUCUAUCUCCUUAUGCUGUCAAGGUCCAGUCUCUAACUGUUAAAUUGCCUGAUUCUAGAACUGAAUCCUAUACAAAACUGGAGAAUACAAAGAUUCAUGGUUCAGAAAUCAAAUAUGGUCCUUAUGAGAAUCUACCUGCAUUCUCGCACUCACCCAUAGUAGUUCAUUUUGAAAGCAAUCAACCCUUUGCUGUUGCUCUGGAAUUGGUGAGAGAGAUAGAAAUUUCCCAUUGGGGCAAUGUGCAGGUCACCGAGCAUUACAGGCUCAUCCAUGGUGGUACCCAAAGCAAGGGUGAAUUUUCCAGGCUUGAUUUCCAGGCCAGACCAAAUAUUCGAGGCGCAUCAGCCAUUAGGUAUCUUGUUGCAAAUUUGCCACCAAUGGCGCAUUCUGUUUAUUACAGGGAUGAAAUUGGCAAUAUAUCAACAUCUCAUCUGUGGGGUGACUCCAAAAAGUUUACAGAACUAUUGAUUGAACCAAGGUACCCCAUGUUUGGUGGCUGGAGAACUGCUUUUACCAUUGGAUAUGGCUUGCCACUUCAGGACUUUUUGUAUGAAUCAGAGGGGAAACGCUUUCUUAACAUCACUUUUAGUAGCCCGAUGGUUGAGUUGGUUAUUGAUACUCUCAUUGUGAAGGUUGUGUUGCUUGAGGGUUCUAGUGAGACAUAUUUAGCAGCUACAUUUCCAGUGAAGCAGCGGCAAGAGACCAAAAUCUCACACUUGGAUAUUGAUGGUAGACCACUAGUUGUGCUGGAAAAGACUAAUGUUGUGCCGGAGCACAAUCAAUAUUUUCAGGUCUAUUACAAGUUCAACAAACUAUCAAUGCUUAGAGAGCCGCUGAUGUUAAUUUCAGGAUUUUUUUUCCUUUUUGUUGCUUGCAUUGUUUAUAUGCAUGCUGACAUAUCAAUCUCCAAGACUUCUGCUUCUUAUUUGGCUACACAGAAGUUGCAAGAGGUUCAGGCAGCGAUUCAGCAGGUUCAGAAUGUCAUAAGCAAUCAAUGCUUGACAACACACGAUAAGCUGGAAGCAUCACUACGUGAUCUUUCUAGGACGGGGGACAUUCAAACUUGUAAAGCUACUCGAAAAGCAGCUGAUGGUUUGUUAAAAGAGCUGUCAAAAGAAUUGAAACCCUUGCUGACCAUUUUGCAAUCUUCUCCAUCAGCUGCUCAAGUAUUCCCCAAGGUGGAGGAGCUGGUGGCUAAGGAGAGAGAAUUGCAAGAAAAGGUGAUGGUGAAGCACUCUACAGUGGUUGACGGCUAUGAGAAGAAGUCUGGGGCCCGGGAUAUUGAGAAUCGGGUGGCUUUGCAGCGACAGAAACUUAUAGCUUUGAGGCUGGAAGUCGAUGAUCUUCUUGACUUCAUUGAUGAAAUAUAAAGUAGGCAUAAUAGUUUGGUCCAAACUGUAGACUUCAGCUCCCACUUUAAUGGCCUUGCAAUGGUAAUGCUGGGUCAGAAUUUUGUUCAAGGAUUUAUAGAUGAGUUUACCCUUCUUGUUUUGUUUUAUGUUAAUCGUUUUUUUCUUCUUCCUCAAUCUGUAAGGCUUUUUACACACAGUUCUAGAUUGAAUACUUAAUUCUCUGCCCAAAUUACUGAAAUUAAAAAGUCUAGCUAUUUAAGUAC
Molecule: messenger RNA, 2257 nt
Organism: Durio zibethinus
Lineage: Eukaryota; Viridiplantae; Streptophyta; Magnoliopsida; Malvales; Malvaceae
Product: dolichyl-diphosphooligosaccharide--protein glycosyltransferase subunit 1A-like
Cellular component (GO): membrane; oligosaccharyltransferase complex
Source: RefSeq, a predicted model, not a curated record